CAAGGCUAAGCAGCUGGUGUGCGGAUCUCAAAUCAAUCUUGCCACGAGAUUCUUUUGGUUUGGAAUCUCAAGCAUUUUUCGUGAAUCGUUCAAAUAAUGCGGUUUAAAGUACAUCGAGUUUUCAUAGUGUUUGUUGUGAUGUGCACAAUAUGGAAGGAUGCAGAAUCGAAGUUUGAUUUCCGCGGUUUUAUUAAAAAGCAUGACGGUGGAUGGUUCUACAAGGAUAAAGGAAAGUGUCAAGAACGCUGCAACGAAUGGUACGGGAUGUUCAAAAUAAGGGACACGGAAGAUACUCCACAACCAGUGGCUGUGGGCAAGGUAUACAAGUUCAAAUGUAUCUGUCACUCUGACAGAAAUGUUCGCAUGGCUGUCAAAAGAGCGUAUUCAUCCAGCUUUAAAUCCGGGGUGUAUCGCGUUCUCCAUUUUGCGGGGUUUGGGAACCAAAUCAAAUCGUGGUAUAAAAAAAUCCAGUACAUACCUUACAGUGAAUACCUUGCCAAUAAAGCUUUUUACACCAAAAAACAGAAUUGAAAUGGAGUAACGUGUUUAACGUUUUAAAAGUUUUGUCAUCCCUGUCUGGAUCUACAAUAUAUUUAUGUGACUAAAUGUUUGAAGUAUUGAGGAAAUAAUCAUACAAUAAUGUGUUACUUUUGUAAUCGUUUUCAACCAUUUCACUAGUAAAUAUUAUAUAUCAUUUAUAUU
Bemisia tabaci is the source of this 702-nucleotide messenger RNA. NCBI's taxonomy places the organism in Eukaryota, Metazoa, Arthropoda, Insecta, Hemiptera, Aleyrodidae. The record is from RefSeq and is a predicted model, not a curated record.